Molecule: messenger RNA, 447 nt
Organism: Suillus discolor
Lineage: Eukaryota; Fungi; Basidiomycota; Agaricomycetes; Boletales; Suillaceae
Exons: 3
Coding region: 1-447 (148 amino acids)
Source: RefSeq, a predicted model, not a curated record
AUGUCAAGUGUCGGUCUUGAGGGGUGGAUUCUGCUCUUCGUCAACAUUGCAGUCGUUCAGGGACCAUUGACGCUUGGGCUGCGUUGCUCGGAGCUCAUCGUGAAUGUCAUUCGAGACGAAACACAGUGGAGAUGCGCUACCGGAAAGAAAGGACGCAAAGUGGCGACGAACCCGCUGAAGCCGAUUUUCACACAUCUACUCUGUCUCGUGCUUUUCCUCGCGAAGCCUUUCCUGCACUGGAUGUUUGGGCUUUUAUUCACCAUUUCUGUCUCAGCCACUGACGAGAACAUAAGAUAUCUGCCGGUAUACAUGUACACCGCUCAGAUCUGGAACUUAUGCGUUGCGCUCUUUAUAUUUGCCUGUGACUCCAAUUUCGUCGCAGUGCACCGACCGUGUGGUCUCCAACCAGCUGCAUAUGCCACCUCCAAACGCUCGCCAACCUCAUAG